GCCCUGAAGCGCGGAGGUUCGGGUUCGCGUCAGGGAGCCGUGUCAUUGGCUGAGAGGCGGAGCUUCGCUGCGAGGUUCAGCCAAUGACAAAAGCCUGCCCCGGUGCUGGGCGUGGCGCCAGCGUCAGCCAAUCGAAAGAGAAGUCUGGGUGUUCUCUUCCAGCCGUGCGCAUGCGUUGCGAAGAGGAAGUGGCAGGGAGAGUUUGCUCUACUGCAGGCAUGGAAGGCGCUGGAGUCGAAGGGUGGCCGUCUAUAGAAACCUUUGCAAAGGUGGCCGAAGCUGGCGUUUCCAGCUCCCAAUUCACUUCUCUUUGCGCUUGGCUUGUUUCGGAGCUCCGAGCCCUUUGCCCUUUAGAGGAGGACGUCAGUCCCGCUUGUGGUCCUGAAGAUGCGGAGACGUUCCAGAUCGAGAUGAGCGGCCUGCUUGGUGAACUGCGUUGCCCGUACCCCUCGCUGACGACGGGGGAUGUGACCACCAGGCUCCACACGCCAGAGAACUGUCUCCAACUUCUCUAUUUCUUGAGUUCUGAGCUUCUGGCAGCCCGGCUCCAAGCCCGGAAGAGACCCCCUUCGCCCGAGCGAGAGAAUCGGUCUCCGGAAGCCGUGCGGGAGCUGCAGAGCAUCUGCCGGGCCUUGGGAAUGCCAGAAGCGGAUCCGGCCUGCCCCGUGCCUCAGCUCCUGGCCGACAUAAAAGCCAAGAUUUCGGAAUCGCUUUCCUUUAUGCCUCCAGAGCAGAUGGCGCCGCUCCUGAAAACGCCGCUGACUUCUGAGGAAUGGAAAGCACUAGAGAAGAUCCACGGAGCGUUGCGGACGGAGUACCAGUGCCGCAAAUGCAUGAUAAUCACUCGUUUUGACGUCACAAUCGAGUCGUUCUACUGGUCCGAGAGAGCAAAGGAUCGCAGUGCGGCCAUGUUAAAGGCUUUCCAUCCCUUGCGGCAGUCUCUGCAGGGGGAUUCUCGGGUCAUGCUUGCGCAUUUGCUGGCAGCCAGAGACGACCUCUCGUGCAUCAUCAAGACCAGCAGCGGGACCUCCCGGGAAAAGACCAGCUGCGCCAUCAACAAGGUGCUGAUGUCCGGUAGCGUCCCAGACCGGGGUGGGCGUCCGAAUGAGAUCGAGCCCCCUAUGCCCAUGUGGGAGAAGAGGCGAGAGGGGGGAGGAGGGGACGACAGCCGCCAGCGCUGGGGCAAAAAGGGGAAGAAGAAGAAAAAAUAAAAACAGGAAUUGCAGCCCUCUUUCAAAUGG
Heteronotia binoei (common prickly gecko) is the source of this 1241-nucleotide messenger RNA. Its product is annotated as protein FAM98A-like. The record is from RefSeq and is a predicted model, not a curated record. Bases 84 to 1211 code for a protein of 375 amino acids. Gene Ontology annotation, cellular component: tRNA-splicing ligase complex. NCBI's taxonomy places the organism in Eukaryota, Metazoa, Chordata, Lepidosauria, Squamata, Gekkonidae. The transcript has 8 exons.